This is a messenger RNA of Anas platyrhynchos (mallard), 3813 nucleotides long. The record is from RefSeq and is a predicted model, not a curated record. NCBI's taxonomy places the organism in Eukaryota, Metazoa, Chordata, Aves, Anseriformes, Anatidae.
UGGUUUUCUCUGAUAUCAGAUCCAACUGGGAAAUAGCCAGGUGAUUUUUAUAAAGGGAUAGAAAAAAGUCAGGUGGGUUUGGUGGCUGGAAGGAAGUGGAGGGUUGAAGUGUGUGCAGCCUACCUUGGUCAGGUGGGUGGCUGGUCUCUGUGCUUUAGCAGUACGGCCUCUCAUGAAAAACAAAAUGUAAGCUGCAACUCUAGUUCUUCUGGGCGAGCUGUUAAUUUGUUUUGGUUCUCAGUAACUGAAGAUUGAAUAUUGAGAAGAUGUGAAGCAGGGAGUUUACCACUGGUACCUGAAACGGUAGCAUUCAGGCUGUAGACAAAAGUUUUUAUCUGUCAGAUACUUGGUGAAACAGGAAGUACAUCUGCUUUCACAGCACCUUUCUCCUUUCAUCUGUUGCAGCUAAAUCAAGGCUGGGAGUGGAGCUGGAAACAGUGCAAGGAGCAUGUUGGAGUUGCUGUGGUCUCAGAAACUGAGGUGGAAGGUGAAGGGACUGAUAACUGCAGUGCAUGGGACUUCCCUGGGGAGCCUCUCUGGAUGCCUGGUCCUGUACAAUAUUGCCUGUGUUCGAGACCUUGGCACCACAUGGUGACAUCUUGAAGUAUUUCUUCUGUAAGUCUCUGCCUUCUGACAGGAGUGGUAUCAAGCCUGCAACUCCAGAGAUGCUAUCAGCAAGUCUCUCCCAGAGCCGCAUUUUACAGACAUGCAGCAUGCCACAUCCAAACAUAGUCAAUAGUGUCAGCACAUUGCAAAGCAGCCUGACUCCUUGCCUUUAUAAAUUCCCUGAGCACGCCCUGAGUGCCAGCUCCUGUGCUCUGGGCCACGGCUUCACACCCAUGCACCAGUCCCUUCUCGGCGAUGAUCCCACAGCUGCAGACUUCAAGCAGGAAUUCCGCAGGAAAAGCAAGUCUGUUGAAGAGCCUAUUGAUAUGGAUUCACCUGAAAUCAGGGAGCUGGAGAAAUUUGCUAAUGAAUUUAAACUGCGGAGAAUUAAGCUGGGUUAUACGCAAACCAAUGUUGGGGAAGCGCUGGCUGCUGUACAUGGCUCUGAAUUCAGCCAAACUACAAUUUGCCGGUUUGAAAACUUGCAGCUGAGUUUCAAGAAUGCGUGCAAACUGAAAUCAAUACUGUCUAAGUGGCUGGAGGAAGCAGAGCAAGUGGGAGCUUUAUACAAUGAAAAAGUUGGAGUGAAUGAGCGGAAGAGGAAGCGCAGAACCACCAUAAGUAUUGCUGCCAAAGAAGCCCUAGAGAGGCACUUUGGAGAACAAAGUAAGCCUUCUUCUCAGGAAAUUAUGAGGAUGGCUGAGGGGCUCAAUCUUGAGAAAGAAGUUGUGAGAGUUUGGUUUUGCAACAGAAGACAAAGGGAAAAAAGAGUAAAGACAAGUUUGCAUCAGAACGCGUUUAGUUCUAUUAUCAAGGAGCAUCACGAGUGCCGGUAAAUCUUUUUAAUGCAUAGUUGUGGAUUUCUGUUUUGCUUUUUGUAAAUAUUUCAAGUAAUUUGUUGUUUAAAAUAUAUAUAUGUAUAUUUAAAUCAGUAAAUCACUUGAUUCCCUUACAAACUAGCCAGCUUCAGCUGCAAUGUAGUGUGGAAGAUCUGAUUUUAAUGUAAAAGUUCAGGAACAAAUUGAAUGUUACAGCAUAUAUUUAAAGACUGGGAGGCCUCUGCUUAACUGCAAGGAACCUGUUAUGCAUUUGUGUAACUGGAAAUGCUUUACAGCUUGCCCAGGUAGAUGCAGUUUCCCUGUACCGUGCCUUCCUUGCAUCUGUGCUACAUUUAAUGAUUAACAGAGAGCACUGUGUAGGUAACCUAGGCAUGAGGAAACAAAUCCUUUGUGUUACACAUGAAGAAAGGUUACAAAGCUUGGUAUCAGCCACUGUUGUUUUGAAAUAAUUUUGCCUCUGCACAUUGAUGUAAUUGCUAUACCCUUCACCCCAUGGUAAUUAGCUUAAUGAGCUAAAUCUGCGAGACUGUGAGCCAUUAGGCACAUGCGGGGUCCUGUCUCCAGCAGCAAACACUGAGUUCACUAAAUUGAACGUGAAAAAUAAGUUAGAACCUCGAGGAAGAGGAAAAGGUGAAUAAGUGACCUUAAACUUGUGGUGGUGGUGAUGUCGACUAUCUAGUUAUGGCCGAAGAUAAAAAAUACCCACAGGAUCUUGUGGGACUGCCACUAGUUGUGAGCAAGCCAGGAAGGCAGGCAGAGGAGCGCUGGGUGAGGACAGAAGAGCUGCCUUUCCAAAACUGGCUGAAAACCAGGUACCAACUCACAGAAGCUGCAUGCCCCUGAUUGAACCAUUUCAGGUAACUUCCUCGUGUCUGUUCAGAGUGAAGAUAUGAAAGAUGUGCCAUAACUGUGGUCUUUAUUCAUGGUACAAUAAGCUUACCAGUACUGACAUGUCCACAUAGCCCCUAACACUUAAUGUACCACUUAACUGCCUUAAGCAGACACCAACUAUAAACGACCUUUUUCUUUAUGCUAAUUAUCAAAGGUAUUUCUUGCUAUUUGAUAGGGUGCCUUAAAGUUUGAUUUGGAUAGGUUUAGCUAUAAAAAUUGGGAAACAAUUUACCUUACCUUAUGACUUUGUGGCUUGAGGGAAAAACUAGAGGAUUACCUUUAUUAUUAUUAUUAUUAUUUAUUUAUUUUUAUUACUUUGGACUUUCUCUGCAUUGUAUUUUUUUUUUUCUGAUUAAAUCUUUUGUGGACAUUCUUGCAUCAGAGAGAAUAUAUUAAGCUAAAAAGCAACUUUUUUUUUUCUCUGAAAUAAGUAUCCACACAAAGCAUUUAUUGCACUGUACAUUCCUACUCUCUUACACUCCACUAAUUGAAAACAAUCCUUUGUCCUCCCCUAGCCUAGGGAAAUAAUCACAGGGAGAAAAAAAAAAUAAAGGAAGAAAAAAACUUUACUAACACAAAACAAACAACCAAAGACAAAAAAAAAAAAAAAAAACAAAAAACAAACAAACAAACAAAAAUACAAAAAAAAAAAAAAAAGCCAGAGCUUCACCUAUCAGAAAGCCAGACACUAAGAAACUAAAUUAAGGACUUUAGUGCUCACCAGGGAUAGAUUAUCAAGCCAUCUCAUCAGCCCUGCUCAUUGUUAUUAAAUAGUCCAUUACCAUAUAUGUAUUUUACUCUUUUCCCAGGACUGAAAUUAAGUGAGUACGUGCAAGUAGUAAUGGCCAGAUAAAUUUUAUUUUUCCAUAAAACAGACCUGAUGAUUUAGAAAAUGUCUAGAUAAUAGGCCCACAGAAAGCAAAGGGGUUUAAUGUUCAAGAUCACUUAAAAGCAGUGUGUACAAGUUGUGUUCUCAUACUGCUGUAUAUUAAAUGGUCUCUUAUUACAGUGACCAUAAGCGUAUUCAGCUAUGGAAAUUAGGCCUCUGGAUUAAGAAAAUAUAUUUUUAUGGGUGAAUUGCACUGCUAUAACCCCUUAAUUUAGAAGUAGCCUCUAGUCUAAUAAUUCAAAUGGGAGAAAUUAUGUUAUGUUCUCUCUUCAGAUAAUCCUCAUCACUAGCAUAGCUCACCCACAACAGCAAAGACUGAGCCUUAGUCUUUAUCAGCCACGUGUAGGUCAUUAGCUUUCCAAAAGGAUGAAAGAUAAAUGCAUUUGAGAAGACUGGCACUCAGUGAAGGUGGUGGCAUGCAUCUGUGUACCUUUGACCUUAUGUAACCUAGUGUUACGUAUGUUGAAACUACAGACAAAUAUGAAUUUUAUUUAUAUUGUUAAGUUAUUUUGUUGAUUAUAAAAGACUUCAUAAAAAUGAUAUAAGCCUGUAUGUUCCCCUCCUUCCCAAAUAAAGUAUUCCUAUAUA